AUCAUUGCAUGCCAUUUCUUUCUUGUUUCAGGGGAGUAAAAUAAAACGAGACCUAGCCAAAAUGGAUGAGAAACAGGCUCUUAAACUACGGAAUAAAAUUAUGAAAGAGGUCAAAAAGGAAUUUGAGGAAAGGUUUAGCAAUCUGGAAAAGAAGGUUGAUGAAGAAGAAGGAAGAGGGGCUUCAACCAUGGUUGACAUUGAGACAUUGCAACAAGAGAAUGACAAAUUCAAAGUGUCUACUUUGGAAAAGCUGCAGGCUCUUCAGACCAAUAUGGAGAAGAUUGAGAGGAGUUCUAACAGGCGGUAUCUGUCAGGAAUGGAGGAAAUGGAAAGAAGGCUGAAGGACAUCAGAUCUUUGGAAAACAAAUUGGAGGACAAGAGGAAGAAGCUCAAGAAAGAACAUGGCGAGAAAAAAAUGAUAUCCUCCAGAGAGAAAAAUGAUGGCCUUAUAAGAGAGGUGGCCUGA
Molecule: messenger RNA, 466 nt
Organism: Lineus longissimus
Lineage: Eukaryota; Metazoa; Nemertea; Pilidiophora; Heteronemertea; Lineidae
Exons: 6
Coding region: 62-466 (134 amino acids)
Source: RefSeq, a predicted model, not a curated record